AUGGUAGAGUCAGAUCUAGAUAUUAAUAGCGCCAGCUCAAGCUUUGCAUUUACUGAAGAAGUCAAUCCAGAGCUUUUAGGUCUGGAUCCUCUAGCUGACAAAGAGCAGUAUCAUAAAGAUAAAGUUUGCACUAUUUGCAAAGAUUCCUUCAAUUUACUGAAACACAAAUAUCGUUGUAAAUUCUGCUGAAGAGGAGUGUGUUCAAAAUGUUCUAAUUCCCCCUCCAUGGACGAACAAAACCAUUGGAAAAAUACCUAUUUUUUGACCAAAAACCACCCUCCGUGAGUGAAAAAACAAAAGUUUUUGAUAUUAAAAAUUUUUUAUGGAAAAAAAAAUUUUUGAUAUAUAAGUGAUAAUUAAUAUAAUGAAAUCCCGGGCUAAUUCUGUUUAAUUUUAAACAAAUUACGUUUUAAAAUAUAAAUUUUGCAAAUUAAAUUAAUAUUCGCUUUCCAAUUUUUGCGAAUUGGGAAAUUUUUAAAUUAAUUAAAAAAAUAAUCCCCUACCGUGAGCGAACAAAAUUUUUUUGUUCGCGCAUGAGGGGGGGAGUAAGCAAAAAGCUAUAAACCCAAUACUCGGUGGACCCCAAAGGAUUUGUGACAAAUGCUUUCCUAGUUAUAUAGAAAAGCUUUCAAGAGUUUCAAUGAAAAUGGACGACAUCAAUAGAUCAAGGCAGAACUCUCUUGCAAUAAGUCAAGAAAUAUUAAGUGUUAUUCAAGAAAGAAAUAAAGAACAGAUGACGAAAAAGGUACUAGAACACAAGUAUGAGUUACUUGAAGCAGAAUUAGAAGAUGGACAGAUUAUAUAUGAAGGUAUAGAAUUUAUCGCCAAAGAUAUUGAAGUUAAAAUAAAAGAAAAUGAGGAACUUUUAAAACAAAUUGAAAGACUGGAAAAUGAUAUAAAGCAUUUUUCUCAUUAUAAAAGCUCUAAAAAGCAUGAAAAAUAUAUAGAUCAUGAUAAAAUCAAAGAAAUGAAUGCUAAUAUUGAAAAUACCAGAGAAGCAAAUCAAAGUUUAGAAAAAUGUUUAAAUGAGCUAAAAGAAGAAGCAGAAAAAGUUGUGAAAAAGAAAGAAGAACUUACAGCACUAGCAAUAUUGCUAAAUGAGAAGCGUGAAGAAAGAGCUAAGCUGAAGCAAAAACUUGAAUUGAAAUUUCUGUCUACCCCAAAUAAAUCUUGCUGCGAAUGCAGUAUAAUUUAA
Blepharisma stoltei is the source of this 1195-nucleotide messenger RNA. Lineage: Eukaryota; Ciliophora; Heterotrichea; Heterotrichida; Blepharismidae. The record is from the annotation of a GenBank genome assembly.